Parasteatoda tepidariorum (common house spider) is the source of this 1411-nucleotide messenger RNA. Its product is annotated as protein AAR2 homolog. Lineage: Eukaryota; Metazoa; Arthropoda; Arachnida; Araneae; Theridiidae. The record is from RefSeq and is a predicted model, not a curated record. Gene Ontology annotation, biological process: spliceosomal tri-snRNP complex assembly.
UUUUGUAAUGAAAUCUUACUAAAUUUAUGAAAAUCAACCCAAGGAAAUGCUAAAUUAUUAUUUUUAGAAAGCUACAAGCUAAAUAUUAAUCAAAAUUGCAUUACUUAAAACUUGAUCCUGUAGCAAAUAAAGUGCGGAAGGAGUUUAAACUUUCGAUUGUAUAGUUGGAUUUCUUCAGCUGCUCGAAUAUGGCAGCUUCAUCAUUUAAACGUAGUCAUGAAGAUAAUCUUGAAUUGCCACCAGAAAAAGCCAGGAAAUUGUUUGAAAAUGGUGGAAUACUGAUCGUGCUCGGUCUUCCUGUUGGUUCUGUUUUUGGUAUUGAUAUGAAAGUGUAUCAAGUAGGUGAUAAAUUUCAAGGUUUAAAAAUGAUUCCUCCUGGGUUGCAUUUUAUCUAUUACAGUGCUGUUAGCAAAGAAGGCUCAGUUGCUCCUCGAACUGGUUUUUUCCAUUACUUUGCUCCGCAAGAAAUAGUUAUAAAGAAAUGGGAUGCCAUGAGUGAAGAUUUAAACAGUGUGGAACCCUCAGGAGAUGAUAAGAGAAGAAUUCGAGAAAACUUGCAAGAAAUGGAUAGAUAUUUAGGUCCAUAUCCUUAUCAGCAUUUGAAACAAUGGAAUAGACUUACAUGCAAUAUUUCAGAAAGUCUCGUUGCAAGAUUGCAGCCUCUUAAUGGAUCUAUUAGCUCUGUUACUCAACUUCUACCCAUGCAAUAUCCAUCAAAAGAGAGUUCAGAACCUGAUAGUUCUAAUGAAAAGAGAUUUCAAAGUCUGGAGGAAAAAUUUUUACCUGACAUGAAAGUUGUCCCUGGAACUGAAAUACGAUUCACAACUAUUCCUAAAAAUAAAUAUCCUGAAGGCAGUUCAGCUUCACAGAUAUCAAUGCACUAUAUGGAUUCAACGUAUCGAUUAGAGCAAAUUUUAAAAUGUCAUGAAAAUGAAGAAGACAUACUAGGAGAACUGCAAAUGGCCCACAUUUGUUUCCUUGUUGCUCAUGUUUACGAUUCAUUUGAGCAUUGGAAACAUUUAGUUCAAAUAAUGUGCUCAGUUGACUCAGGCUUAGAAAAGCAUUCCUCUCUUCUAACUACUUUCUUGACAAUUUUUCAUUAUCAGUUAAAGGAAAUUCCGAAUGAUUUCUUUGUUGAUAUAACAGCUGAGCACAAUUUCCUUGUUAAUACUUUGCAGAUUUUCUUUGAAAAUGUAAAAAAUAGUGAUGCUUCUGAAAAAUUUAAGAAUUUCUCUGAUAAUUUUCGCAAAAACUUAACUACUAUCUAUAAAUGGGAUUUUGAAGAAGUACCAGAAGAUGAAUUGCCAGUUGUUGUGGAUUGUUAAAAUAUUUUAUAUUGUUUUGAUUUUAACUGUUAAUCUCGAUGUAUAUAUAUGUAUACUGAAUAUUCAUUAAAUGUAAUUUGUUUAUA